Messenger RNA from Parasteatoda tepidariorum (common house spider), 441 nucleotides. Lineage: Eukaryota; Metazoa; Arthropoda; Arachnida; Araneae; Theridiidae. The record is from RefSeq and is a predicted model, not a curated record.
AUGCAACGUCGUCGUGAGUUGACGGCAUUCGAACGCGGCAUGAUUGUAGGUGCCCGACGCAUGGGACAUUCCAUUUCGGAUGUGGUGAAGGAAUUCGGCUUCCCAAGGUCAACCGUGUCGAGAGUGUACCGUGAAUGGGUGAAUGAGGGUGUCACAGUCCACAACAGACACCAUACCUGGCGACCACAGGCCCUAAAUGACCGAGACAGGCGAAACCUGAGACGAGUGGAAACUCAAGAUUGGAGAGCAAAUGUGCUACAAAUCACGACAAAAUUCAACACUGGCCGUGAUAGAGACGUGUCCCAGUGGACAAUCCGUCGGAACAUACGUGUUCUCGGGUAUGAGAGCCGUCGCCCCACACGUGUGCCACUGCUAACCCAGCGUCAUCGGACAAUUCGGCUUGCAUUUGCCACCAAUCACCACGGGUGGACACUGCAAUAG